AUGGCAGCUGAAGUACUCAAAGACUCGAGAGUUGAAGCGGUGAUCAAUGUUGAUGGCAAGACUGAAAAUUUAAAAUAUGGUCUAUUUCUAGCAUUCGGCAGCCACAAGUGCUCGUCCAAAGAAAAGAAAGGGACUUUACAAACAAGUGAGAAUCGUCUUGUAGAGUUCGAUUUAUAUAGACAUCACGCUGAAGGUUCUUGCAAUGGACUGUUUUACGUAGCAGGAUAUUGCAGUGACGGGUCUAUUGAUAUUAUUGUGUCAAAUCCUCUUAAAAGAGAGGUUCAAAGGCUUCCACCGGCACCGGUGAAAUCUCAGCACCCCGGUGUGCCAUUUUCGAAUGGAUAUGGAAUGGGUUUUGAUGUUUCAACCAAUACCUUCAAGUUGGUUUGUGUUUUCUUUCUGGAAAGCAACUUUGAACCAUCAACUUAUAGAUUUGGCACACUAGUGCACACAUUGGGAACAAGCUCAUGGAGAGAAAUAUCUCAAGUUACCCCUUAUCCUCUAUCUGAUAAGCCUGUAUUUGUGCAUGGAGCUUUGCACUGGAUUAUUCACCCUUACUUACUCUACGACACUCCAGAGGCCAUCAUCGUUUCUUUUGAACUUGGGAAAGAGGAAUUUAGCCUGAUUUCCCACCCCAAUUAUUAUUCAAAUUUUUUAAAUAUUUUUCAGUUGGUUGAUUUGAAUUGCAAUUUGGGUGUGGCUGAUCUCUCGUGUAACUCAAAAAUUGAGAUAUGGGUGAUGAAGGAUUACGAGAGAAAGCAGUGGGUCAAAGAAUCUAGUAUCGAGAUAUGUGGUCCGGCGAGGAUACUUGACAAUAGACACAUUGAAGUUAUAGGUCUCUGGAAGCAUGGUGACAUAUUGAUGAGAUUUUCCUGUCAAGGGUUUUUCAUCUACAAUCAGAAUACUGGCCUAAGGCCAACCAACAGCUCGAUUGCUCUUCUAUUUCAAUCAGGUAUUUCUAGUCACAGGGGGAGCUUGAUCUCGGUGUCCAAGUUUAUGACAGUUUAA
Ilex paraguariensis (yerba mate) is the source of this 1008-nucleotide messenger RNA. Lineage: Eukaryota; Viridiplantae; Streptophyta; Magnoliopsida; Aquifoliales; Aquifoliaceae. The record is from the annotation of a GenBank genome assembly.